Messenger RNA from Westerdykella ornata, 5189 nucleotides. RefSeq lists its product as uncharacterized. Gene Ontology annotation, cellular component: zeta DNA polymerase complex; nucleus. Gene Ontology annotation, molecular function: DNA-directed DNA polymerase activity; DNA binding; nucleotide binding. The record is from RefSeq and is a predicted model, not a curated record. The coding region runs from base 144 to 5189 and encodes 1681 amino acids. Gene Ontology annotation, biological process: error-prone translesion synthesis; double-strand break repair via homologous recombination. The transcript is spliced from 2 exons. Lineage: Eukaryota; Fungi; Ascomycota; Dothideomycetes; Pleosporales; Sporormiaceae.
CGCAACCCAUGGCCUGUUUUCAGGUCCACAACACGACUCGCGAAGGCGAAGCUGCUGCUUUCCGCGUUUCCCACAAUCACCAUGUGGCGUAACUUAUCAGCAUCCAACUAUAGCUAGGUAUUCUACAAUCAACACGACUAUCCAUGGAGACGUUCCGCUUCCGCUUGAACUGCAUCGAUCAUUAUCAAGCCACGCCAACCGAUCUCGAUCCUGUUCUUCGUCGACGCGCCGGCCCUACCCAGCGUCAAGAUGCGCCUACAGUUCCCGUGAUCCGGGCUUUUGGCGCAACCGAGACCGGACAGAAGGUGUGCGCUCACAUCCAUGGAGCCUUACCCUAUCUCUACCUUGAGUAUAAUGGGAGUCCAGAGCCGGAAGCGGUCAAAUUGUAUAUCGCAAACCUCCGAACUUCGAUCGACCAUGCGCUCGCCGCCACCUACCGCAGAAACCCGUAUGAUGGUAAAGCGGUCUACGUCGGACAUAUCACAUUGGUGAAGGGCGUACCCUUCUACGGCUAUAAUGUUGGAUAUAGAUUCUUCUUGAAGGUUUACAUGCUUAACCCAAUGCAAAUGACCCGAUUCGCGGAUCUCCUAUACCAAGGCGCAAUUCUCAACCGCGUAUUCCAGCCUUACGAGAGCCAUCUUCAGUAUCUCCUCCAAUGGAUGUGCGAUUACAACCUGUACGGGUGCGCUUAUAUGGACUGUGCGAAGGUGCGAUUCCGCUCCCCGGUUCCUAAUGGCGACGAAAUAGAUACUCUGGUGCAUCGAUGGCACUCUGCAUCCAUACCCCAUGAGUUCAUCUCCGAUUCCGAUCAAUACCCGAGGCUCAGUCAUUGUACUCUCGAAAUAGAUGUAUGCGUACAAGACAUCCUCAACCGACAUGAAGUGCAGCCUCGCCCAAUCCACCAGGACUUUCUGGAGCGUUUCAACUUGUCCGGUCCAGAUGAGAAGUUCGUUCCUUCUAUGGCUGGACUGUGGCGGGAUGAAACUCGCCGGCGUAAGCUACGAAUGGGGAUCAAAGACCCGUCCAGUAGUCCCUUUCCUCCUGAUGUUCUGGUCUCGAUGUCAGCCGAUCCAAGGGAUACGAGUAAAGGUGGCUGGAUACAUGAGGAAGAAUACAGAGGACUUGUGGAAGGGCUGAUCCGCGAAGAGCGAGGUAAUCAUCCUUCUACCUCUUUUGAUCGCUUUGUGAAACGCGUCGAUGGGGAAGAAUAUAUCAAGACUGCCAUGGAAAGCAUCGAGGAUCUAUAUCCUGAAAACCUUCAAGUCCAGACUCCUGAGGACGAAACGAUGGCUGUGGAUGGAGGCAUAGUCAAUGAUGAUCGUUUGCGGGAAAUUGCCGAUGAACUUCCUUCCGACGAAGCCAUAUUAGGCGAGCUGGGCGAUUUAGAUGUUGAUAAGGGGAACGGCGAUCAACCAUCCGAAGAGGAGGAGCAACCCUCGCUAGACCCGCUGACCCUCUCAGAAGCUUCUCUUAUGAAUGUCGGAGGUGCAGAUCGGUCGUCAAAUGGAGUCGCUCGGCUGGAAGAAUUGGAUCACGGAAUUGACUCUGCUAUCAACACUCCGCGUAAACGUAAAACAAUCGGGGAUCAUGAAGAAGCCACGAAGAGACAGAGAGUACUAGCGUUUACAAGUCAGAAUAGCCCACGACAGUUUUCAGCUUCGGAAGGAAUCGCAGAUACCGCUCGGCAGCCGGCAGUGGACGAGAGCUUGCCCUCUGGCACCCAGUUGUCGCAAGCAAGUAUCAAAGCUCACGGAACGACAGAUCCGUCGCCACUUGCCUUUCCAGUUGUAAAGAAUCCACAUGCACCCGAAACUGUAUUACGCCUUAGUCAAUCCGGGUAUUCCAAUUCUCAAGAAGGGCCGAAGACGCCAGUUGGCAAGGCGUACAUGUCCCACUCUUUUAAGAAUACCGUGAACACACAGUGGACCCAUCAGAAGACAUCCCCAGCGCGACAAAAUAGUAGCAAUGCUGAACCGAAUGCAGAAGCGGCGACGCUGGUCAAGCAUCUGAAGGAUACGUUUCCGCACGCUGCGAAAACCUGGUAUUAUGGCUCUUUACCCCCGUCAGCUGAUCUGGUUCAAGACACGAUGCUGGAGAUUGGAUUACCUCCCGUUAUCUAUCAAGAUGCUUACUACAGCAACGAAAAGGACGUACCAGAUCGGCCAAGAGAGUAUGCUGGGCGCGAAUUUAAGCUGCAAAGCACCACACUGCCCUAUCUCCCCCUUUUCGAUCCUACCGGAAUCUCGUUGUCAAGCUAUGGGGAAAACCCGCCCCUGUUGGUUGAUAGAAAGAAACAGGAAGCGACUGACCGGAUAAGGGCGCAGAGAUGUAGUUUGCGCAACUGGGAAUUCUCAAGUCUACCUCCUUCCUACCAAGAAGUUUGCGACUGGAUGCUCACUGUGUCGAGAGAGCGCGAUGAUAGAGCGUCGCAAGACAAGGCUAUUCAGAUGCCUAAACCACCACCUGAUCCCCUCUCCCAGAUCGAAGGGCCCACACAGAGGAACAAACACUGCUUCAAGUAUUCUCAGAAACAACAAUCCACGAGCGUCAAACACGAAACUCAAUACAUGAGCAUCCUGAGCGUGGAGGUACACGUCAACUCACGUGGCUCCCUUGUACCCGACCCGGCGGAAGACGAAAUCCAGGCGGUGUUCUGGUGCAUUGAAGGAGAGGAAGAUGGAGAGGAAGGCUCUAAGCGCGUUGGCAUCCUGUGUCUCUCUGAGGAGGAUGGCAUCGCCCAGCGCAUCGCUAAACAAGUCUCUGUGGAGGUUGAAUACGAGCAGGACGAAUUGGACCUCAUCAAUCGCAUGGUGGACAUUGUGCGGCAAUUUGACCCAGAUAUACUGACAGGCUAUGAAGUGCACAAUGGAUCUUGGGGGUAUCUUAUAGAGCGAGCCCGGCUGAAGUACGAGUAUGACCUGUGCGACGAGAUCUCACGGAUGAAGACUCAGUCGCAUGGAAGAUUUGGAAAGGAUGCUGAUCGCUGGGGUUUCACGCAUACGUCUACCAUUCGCGUUACUGGUCGCCACAUGAUCAAUAUCUGGAGGGCCAUGCGAGGGGAACUAAACCUCCUUCAGUACACGAUGGAGAACGUCGUUUUUUAUCUCCUCCACAAACGCAUACCCCAUUACACACACGCCGACCUGACCGCCUGGUACAGAAGCCCGAAACCGCGAGAUCUGGCCAAGGUUCUCAACUACUUUCUGCUGAGAGUCAAACUGAACUUGGACAUUCUAGAGGCUAAUGAGAUCGUCCCACGAACCAGCGAGCAAGCUCGUCUCCUGGGUGUCGACUUCUUCUCCGUCAUAUCCCGAGGAUCCCAGUUCAAAGUGGAAUCAACUAUGUUUCGAAUCGCGAAGCCCGAGAACUUCAUUCUGGUGUCUCCAAGCCGGAAGCAGGUCGGCCAACAAAACGCGCUGGAGUGUCUACCUCUGGUGAUGGAGCCUCAGAGUGAUUUUUACACCAGUCCGGUGCUUGUUCUUGAUUUCCAGUCCCUUUACCCAAGCGUUAUGAUCGCUUACAACUACUGCUACUCCACGUGCCUUGGCCGUAUCGUGAGCUGGCGUGGCCGCAACAAAAUGGGGUUCAUGGACUUCAAAAGGGAGCCUCAGCUCCUGGAGCUUGUGAAAGACUAUAUCAACAUCGCACCAAACGGCAUGAUGUACGUCAAGCCCGAAAUGCGCAAGUCCUUGCUCGCAAAGAUGUUGAGUGAACUCCUGGAGACUCGCGUCAUGGUCAAGAGCGGUAUGAAGAUGGAUAAAGACGACAAAGCUUUGCAGCAACUUCUCAACAAUAGGCAACUGGCGCUCAAAUUGCUGGCCAAUGUUACGUACGGAUAUACUUCCGCGUCCUUCUCCGGACGCAUGCCCUGUUCUGAGAUUGCAGACAGCAUCGUCCAGACUGGAAGAGAGACACUGGAGAAGGCUAUCGCCAUGAUUCACUCUGUUGAGAAGUGGGGCGCAGAGGUUGUCUACGGGGACACGGACUCGUUGUUCAUCCAUUUGAAGGGCCGGACGCGUGAACAGGCUUUCGCGAUCGGCGAAGAGAUCGCAGAAGCAGUCACAAAAGCCAACCCUCGGCCCAUCAAACUCAAAUUCGAAAAGGUCUACCACCCAUGCGUUCUGCUCGCCAAAAAGCGCUAUGUAGGGUUCAAGUACGAAUCUCGAUCGCAAACCGAACCCGACUUCGACGCCAAAGGCAUUGAAACCGUACGCCGGGACGGCACUCCGGCUGAACAGAAGAUCGAAGAGAAGGCCUUGAAGCUCCUCUUCAGGACAAGCGAUCUCUCACAAGUAAAAGCUUACUUCCAAUCGCAGUGCAAGAAGAUCAUGACCGGUCGCAUCAGCAUCCAAGACUUCCUUUUCGCCAAAGAGGUCAAGCUGGGAAAUUACUCGGACCGUGGUCCGCUUCCUCCAGGAGCUCUCAUCGCUACAAAGCGUAUGCUCACAGAUCCGCGCGCUGAACCGCAAUACGGAGAGCGCAUUCCAUACGUUGUAGUUACGGGAGCGCCAGGCGCGAGACUCAUCGACCGCUGUGUCGCUCCCGAAACUCUGUUGCAAAAUGACCAUCUCGAACUGGAUGCGGACUACUACAUCUCGAAGAACCUGAUCCCGCCUCUCGAACGCAUCUUCAACCUCGUAGGCGCAAACGUACGACAGUGGUACGACGAAAUGCCCAAAGUCCAGCGGAUCCGCAACAUCUCGGUCCCCUUCGCCAGACCCGAUGCUGGAAAUGGAAAUGCAUUGCUCGCGGGCGGUGGCGUGGGAAGCAAUAGCACCACGGCGAAAAAAGCUACGCUGGAGAGCUACAUGAAGUCGUCUUCGUGCCUCAUCUGCCGCGCAAAACUGCCUCCGCUCCCGUCGUUUCCUAAUAUCCCCGCUGACGCCCUUGCCACGCUGCCUCUAUGUUCAACCUGCCUCUUACGACCGGCUCGCGCCUUACUGACGCUGAAGGAUCGGAUAUGGAAAGCGGAGCAGAGAGCUAAGCAGGUUGAUAUGGUAUGUCGGAGUUGCGCGAGUUUGGCAUGGGUAGAGGAGAUUAAGUGUGAUAGUCGGGAUUGUCCUGUGUUUUAUAGCAGGAUUAGGGAGAGGGCGAGGUUGGCGGGGAUGAGGGAAGGGGUGGAGAGGGUGAUUGGGGUGUUGGAGGAUGAGGGGAGGAAGGUAGAGGGAGAGGGUGUGCUGGAUUGGUAG